UCUCUCUGCGCCAGCGACGUGUUCGAUCAAUUGCCUCCUCAACCACCGCCUCGCCAUGGUGCUGAAGAAAUCCACCGGCCGCUCUAGCGGCCACGCCUCGACGUCGUACGAUGCCUCCGCUGGCGGCGGCGCUGUGGCUGUGAGCGCGUAUGAGCAGAGGAUCCGUCGUAAUGCCGCCGUGCUCGAGAAGGUCGCCGUUUCGGUGCACGACAGCCUGGCGUCGACGCGGGAGGCGGCGCUGGCGGAGCUCAUCGCCGCGCUCGAGGGCUUCCUCUCCGCCGACGACGCGGAGGGUGGGCACACCGACGAGAUCCUGCGCGGCUGCUACGUCUCCAUCAAGAAGAGGGCCGCCAGGGAGGCCUGCGUGGCGCUCCGCGCCGUCGCGCUGCUCGCCGUCACGCUCGGCCCCGGCGCCACCUCGAAGAAGAUCGCGGCGGUGGAGACGGCGGCGAACCCGCUCGGCUCCGGCGCGAAUAAGAUCAUGAAGGCGACGUACCCGCUCGCCUCCCGGAUUCUCGAGGCGCCACAAGCCGACGCGUCCCUGGUGGUCGCCGCGCUCGAGUGCCUCGCCGUCGUCGCGUUCGUCGACGUCGCCGCGGAGAACAUGGACGACACGGAGGCGUGCAUGAACGCGCUGUGGGCGGUGAUCUGCCCGAGCGCGGGGCCCAAGCUCGCCAGCGCGGCGAAGGGGACGGCGAGCCCCCGCGUGCUGGCCGCCGCCGUGUCGGCGUGGACGCUCGUCCUGACCACCACCGGCGGGUGGAACAAGAAGAAGAAGGUGUCCCCCGCCGCGCCAUGGCGAGGCGCGGCGGCUCACGCGCACCUCGUCUCCCUCCUCGGCUCCGACAGCCGCGAGGUCCGGAUGGCCGCCGGCGAGGCGCUGGCCGUCGCCAUCGAGAUGAAGCUCUUCACCGAGAAAAACAAUGGCGCCCUCUUCUCCAAGAUGGAGGCCAGAGCUUCCGACCUCGCCAACGACGCCGCCGGAGCGGGCGUCGACAAGACCAACUUCGUCGAGCAGAAGGAGCUCUUCAAGGACAUCACGACGUUCCUCGCCGGCGGCAAGCCCCCGGUGAUCUCGGUCCGCACGUCGUCGUCCAACUACGGCCUCCUCACGACGUCGACAUGGACGGACAAUGUCCGGCUCAACUUCCUCCGGCGAUUCCUCGCCGGCGGCUUCCUGCACCACCUCCAGGGGAAGGGUCUGAUGGGCCAGGUGUUCGUCAUCGACGACGACGAGGUCACCGGGAAGCUGUCGGCGGCGAGGUCGAAGCGGAGCCUGAUGAAGGACACCCGCAUUGUGAAGGAGUUGAACGGCGGCCGUGGCGGCGGCGGCGGCGCCAUGGAUGAGAAGAAGGAGAAGAAGCAGGAGAUGAUCAAGAACUCGCUGGAGAAGAAGAGGACAGUUAAGAAGGAGCGGCUAAUAGCCCAUGAGCUCAAGCAUGGAUCAUCUGAUCUAUGAAACAAGGAAAGGAAUUAUGGAUAAUUUAAUUAGGGUUGCAUUUCAUAUAUAUGAUUUAUCUUUUUUAGGGUUUAUAGGGCAGUCUUUUAGGGUUAAUUACUAGAUGCAACGUACUGCUUGGUUUCCCUUUCAAUAUCACUAUGUUAUUUUCGUAUUAUUGUCAUGUUCAUUCAUGGUCCACAAUUGUACUUGGGAGUUACAUUCACCACGAUUCAAUCACGCUAAUUAG
Messenger RNA from Oryza sativa Japonica Group (Japanese rice), 1688 nucleotides. RefSeq lists its product as uncharacterized. NCBI's taxonomy places the organism in Eukaryota, Viridiplantae, Streptophyta, Magnoliopsida, Poales, Poaceae. The record is from RefSeq and is a predicted model, not a curated record.